AAGUGACUAAUGGUUUCCGCCAUUUGCAAAGGACGUAACCGACGCAAAAAAAUGUUAGAAGGCCAGUUAAAACUUACUAUGUUUUACCUGUUAUUCUAUUUGAUACUAACCAAGUAAAUUGAUGGCUGCAACCUUCUCACCAUUCAGCGUAAACUUUCUGUUACCAAAAAAAUGUAUCGCUCACGAAUGCCGUAUACAAGAUGGCAUGCUAAAGCGGAACUCCUUAAAGAACAGCUGCAACAAGCUAUGCGUGAGCGUUACAGUCACUUGAGGAAAGAAGAAUCUAGCUUGGAUGUCUCUGUGGGCACAGAAAAUGAUAAAAGUUCCGGAAUGCCAACAAGGGAUUUGGCCAGCAGGAUAAGGCCUACAAGCGAGGAUCGACAGGACGAUUCCUCGAGUACUAGUCAGAAGAUAGUCAUUAAAGCAAUUCGACAACAGCAGAAAGAAUGCCAACGGGAGAAUAAACGACUUGGCUUUGGAACACAGUGCGAGCGUUUCAAGAAACAAGUGAAAGAACAAGCUCCACCACCGGGAACGUACACCGUUAAACUUCUCAGCUUGAAUAUUGCACAUAAGAGUGAAUUGCGACAAGAGGAACCAUUUACCAAGGCUUCCAAAGUCACCCGAUUGGCACAUAAACAGAACUCAUCUCUUGGCCCAGGCGUAUAUGAACCACACCGUUUUCUGGAUCGCAGCACGGUGGUUGAAAGCAAAGGGAGAUUUGAUACGAGCAAUGAAGUUCGAUGCGGUAGAAUCAAAUACGGGUGUCUAAGUACAUUACUACCUCCGCAAAAUGGGCCACGAUUUACGGACUUUCCAACAUCAGUCGACUUGCUAGAAACGCGGGAUUACAAGAAAAAGGGAAAGUUCUCCCUAGUUGAACGCUUUCCACGUAAAAAGAAGGGACUACGUAUAGGCCCUACCAAGUACGAUCCGCGCAACCCAUACGAGAACCCCAUCAGUUUCAAUGUGAAGCAGGUUCCUUUCUUGAAAACUGCCGAACGAAUGACCAAGAAGCAGUACCAAGCAUUUAUUGGGAAUGUGACCCCGUUUACGGGACCAGGUCGGUACAGUAUUUCAAAAGAAGACAAAAAUCCACUUGCUGGUCCAUUGUUUGCAAGGGAACCCAUUGAAAAAAUCCGCUGUGCAGAACGCAUGCAUCUUUUGGACUAUAGGUUACGACCAAAGAACAUACCAAAAGGAUGGACCAGUCAACCGCUCAUUAAAGAUCGUGUGGAUAGUCACAAUAUCGGUCGACGUAUAUGGUUACGUUGACCAAACUUGUGUAAAUCGGAUCGAUUGCCAAACCAAUCAGCUUUUGGGAAAACGGCAUCCGAUUACCCUAGACAUAUCAAUAGCUUCACUCAAACAGAGACAGCAUAAUUCAUUUCGGUUACAAGUUUUGUCACUAUACGGUGCUCAAUUAACACCUGAUGAUCAGAUGAACUUAGCUAAUGAAAAGAUUUUCCAGCGGCUAGUCUGUCCCCUGUGAAGUUCAGUUCAGCAGACCAAAGGAAACCAUAUUGAUC
Molecule: messenger RNA, 1529 nt
Organism: Opisthorchis viverrini
Lineage: Eukaryota; Metazoa; Platyhelminthes; Trematoda; Opisthorchiida; Opisthorchiidae
Exons: 7
Coding region: 172-1275 (367 amino acids)
Source: RefSeq, a predicted model, not a curated record